Messenger RNA from Hymenoscyphus albidus, 1131 nucleotides. NCBI's taxonomy places the organism in Eukaryota, Fungi, Ascomycota, Leotiomycetes, Helotiales, Helotiaceae. The record is from the annotation of a GenBank genome assembly.
AUGUACUACCUACCCUUCCUCUCGCCUAAAAAGCCAAAGCAAGAUGUCUCAUCUGCGACAAAGGCCCAAGGCACCAAGAACCACUCCCCUCAAAGCGAAGGUUCUCCCACCUUCAGCGCAUCUCCAACUGAGACACCAUCAGAAGAGGAUAAUAUCCCAGACUCCCCCCUCCUCUCAGGCUCCUGGCUAGACAUCAGCCCCGAAUCCGACGCCUACACCCUCGGAUCCCACCAAACCUCUCACUUCCCCCAAGACGCCCAAGACUCCAAACCCCACCGCCCCCUAAGCAUAACACGAAAGUUCUCCUGCUCAAGCUCAACCUUCGAACUCCUCUCCCACAGCGCAAUCCAACACGAAAUGGAACUAGACGCCGAAGAAGCAGCCCGACAACAAGAUCUCGAACUCCAAAAGCUCAUGGAGGAAGAAGAGUUCCUAAGAAAAGAUGCCGAAGCGCGCGCCGCGAUCAGGAAACAGGACAGAAUUCAGCGGGAAAAGGAUCUAGAGGGGGGUAUGUGUGGAUAUGAACGGAAUUGUCCGUUUGGUGAUGGUGUUUAUUUUGAGGAUUUGAUCCUGGGUGAGGAUGGGAAUUUGAGAGAAAGGACGGAGGAGGAGGCUAGGGUGCAUAAGGCGAAGCGUGAGAAGGAAGCGGAGGAAAAGAGGGAGGUUGAGGAGAGAGUGGCGAGGGAGGCUGCGAGGGUUGAGGAGAAGGAGAGAGUGGCGAGGGAGGCUGCGAGGGUUGAGGAGAAGGAGAGGGUUUCGCGGAUGAGGAUUGCGGAGGAGAUUUUGGAGGCAGCGGGGGAGGAUGUCUGUGCGGGAGGGUGUUGGGGGUGUAAGAAUCUUGAGCAUGUCCGCGAGGCUGGUAACUCGUCUCAAGAGGGGCAGGUUGAUGGGUCGGAUGGUGAUAAUAUUGAAGCUUGCUCUCCUACAGUUGAAGAGGCUUCCCCGCGGUCUUCAACCGAGUCCUCCUCAAAGUCUCAUCACAGCAAUCAGAACGAAGCGAAGGAGCAGACUAGCCCUACCACAGCCGCGACCUCGCCAUUGCGUAAUACAGUAACUCGUGUCAUGGGUAUGAAAACUACUGGCCUCACUCAGUUGUUUGAGAAGAAGGAGAAAGAGAAGGACAUCAAGUAA